GUUGAAAACAAACCCGUAGCGACGUUGUUAAGAUGAAACUGUCGGCGUACAAACACAUAUCAGAAGCACAAGUACCAAAGCAGCGUUUAUAAGACGCCUUUUAUACCGUAAAACCUAUUUUUUAUCCUAGCAGAUAUGGAGUUAUCUCCCCUGAUAAAGAAAACAGGCCACUCUUUGGUGGAGAUAAGAGUUCGAGCAUUGAAAAGCAUCUUGUGCAAGCUGGACCAUUCCCUCAUCUCUGUGUCUGACAUUGUACAAGAAAAGAUGCUGUUUGUGUAUCUUCUGGAGUGGUUCAAUUUCCCAGAAGUGCCAAUGAAGGAGGARGUCCUCGAGUUGCUUUUAAUGUUAUCAAAGCACCCCAGUGCAGCCCAGAUGCUGAGAGACGUCGGGGCGGUGGACUUCCUCACUCAGCUAGCUCCUACGAUGGAGCCCAGACUGCGAGCUGUCAUCGAUGGAACCCUGGACCAGCUGUUCCAGCUUCCYGAGCUUCUCCCCAGUCAGUCAGCUGUCUACUCACAUGGAUCACACAACACAAGUCCAACAGCUCCAACAUUAGGCACUACUGGAGAUAAUUUGCCUAAAACGGGUUAUUUCCACAAGAACAUGCACCACAACACAGACGUACCRCCUCAGAGGAUAGCAGUGCAKGAAUCUGUGAGAUGUCUGAAGUUUUCUGUGUUUCCGUGGCUGACUUUGACAAACACAGACAGGCACAUACUUUCUUCCAAYGAGAGCUCUCUGAGGAGUUGCAAUCCCAACCUGGUGAGAACAACCUGUGAGCUUCUGUGUGACGUCAUUAUGCAGGACUUUCCUGCAGAAAUCUUCCUGCAGAGGCCUGGCAUUGUAAAGAACCUUCUUUCUCUGCUGAGAGUGGCUUUGGGGAAAGGUGAUGGGGUCUACCGCCAUUCUCCUGCUCUUUCYUGCCUGCGGCAGCUUUGUGUGGGGCUGAAGAGGAGGUUGCGCUUUCAUCAAGAUCCAAGCUUUUAUUCUGCAAAGCAAGCUCUGACGUCGCAGAACUCGUCCUUCUCCUACACUCACGAAGUUUUGGGGAACCAGCGCUCACAGGCGUCCUCCCCCGGGGCGGAGUGCUCGCCUCGGCCUUCUGUGGUGGGCCACGCAGGCCAGAGAGCCAUGGGUGACGGCCAAGAUGAAGACGUUGCCUCUAACAGUGGCGGCUCCCACAGCGGUGGGGCGGCCGUUCAGGCCCCCGGACGGAUGCCCCCCUCACCUGCCGACGUAGCCCAGUUGGAGCUUCCUGAUCUGGGUGCAGAAGAUGUGUUAGAGCUGCAGCUGCAGCAGCUGACGGUGGCCCAGUUCACCGUUGCUACCAUGCAACAUGCCAUACCUCUGCUUAAGACAGAAGGUUUGCUCGUGUUCCACCGUGUUCUGGAGCUGCUGUGUGAUGCCGUCCUCCUGCUCGGGGACAGCGUUUGCGAGCUGGUCUGGGACGACCGCAGCCUGGUGGGGAUGGAGCUGAAGGAGAAGCUGCAAGCCUGCAUGGAGCUGCUGGGGGAUAUUCUCAGCUAUUAUCAGAACCAGCCAGCAGACGCUCCUCCUCGUUUCCAGGUUCACCACAGAAUGGCCUUUACAGGCACUGCCAUAUUUACCAUUAAGCUCCUACAGACCAUCCUACCACCUGAGAAGGCUAGUGAGAAUCUCCCAGAAAGYACAGCUACAGCUCUCUUCCACUUAUGUUUGGAUGCACCACUGGGGAGUUUGUUACCCAGCAUGCAAGAGACUGCAGUGGCCUACGUGGAGCAAGUGAACUCAGACAGCCACGACCUGUACAGGAGAGUGACCAGAGCAGCUCUGUGGAUGGAAUCAACCUGCAACUUCCUGAAGGAAGUGCAAGCUGAGGGGGAAAAAAACUGGUUGGAGUUACUGGAACUUGCAGACCAAGCUAUAAACGGCCUCCCGUUUCACCAGCACCUGCCCGUCGUCAAAGAAUGUGUCCGCAUGUGCUCCUACCUGUGGAAGUUCGAUCAUCCCAGUCCUCUCCUUCAGACCGAGAGCCAGAAACUCUUCCUCAAGCUGCUGUCCCAUCCUUCACUGCCUGUCAAAACGGAAACAUAUGAGUGCACGUUAAGCCUGGUCAAGGACUGCCUUGGCAUCCAGAAGUCCUCACAACAGGAAUCAGCAGCGUGCGCUGGCGUUAACUUCCUCCUCCACUACAGAGUGCUCUAUGAAUUGAGCACGUUUGGACUCCAGGAUUCUGCAGAAAAGGUGAACACAUCUGCCAAGGACAUUCUGCUAUUCCUGCUCAAGGGACGAUUGAUGAUGACACCAUCAGCCUGGGACAGAUUCAAUGAGGCGCUUUACUCGGUCAUACCCAUUUUACAGGGAUAUGCCAGCACUGAAGAGUCACUUGGAAAGUGUGUCCUGCUGAUAAGCGACGUGUCGGAUGCGGCGAGGGACUAUGUUUUCCCAAGUACGGCCCAGCUGAAGGCAGCACUCCGGCUCCUUUUUACCAAGCAGCCCACCGUAAGACUAGCAGCAGUUCAACAAAUCCUGCCCCACCUAACUAGUGGCGAUGACGCAAACGUGGCCAGACCCGACCUGGAUCAAUUAGCGAUCGCAUCCCUCCCUAACCUCUACUGCCUCAGAAACCCUGUGGACAUCACACUCGACACCAGCAACAAGUCCAUCCUAAAGGUGGAGUCAGUGAAGAAGCUGUUUGGUAUUCUUCAUUCCGACACAGUUGACAUUUCCCUCCGAAGAUCAGCAGCAGAGCAGCUGUCUGUUGUGCUGCAAGACACAACAAUGCACCCAGUGCUGAAGGAUCAGGAUGUGACAGAGAAAGUAAUUUCCUUAAUCACGGAGUGUGUAAAUGGCAACAAGAGCUUUGAUUGUCUUCUGGAGCCGUGUGUUUGCAUCUUGAGAAAACUGGUGUAUGCUGAUCCGUCUCUGAGGCACAGCCUGGCUCAGCGCAGCCCCCUGCUCCUCGCCCUGCUCAGGGCAACUUUGAUACUAAAAGAGAACAAGGGGAAUGGAGGUGAGAUUGCUGUCCUCAUGAGUUUGCUGCUGUUUGAUGAGAUUUCCAGCAUUCAGAAGUGGUCAGAAAAAUCCACCACAGAUGCAACCUUUUCACCGUUCUCCUUACCACUAACAGCAGUACGCAGGUACAAUAUUCCCUUCAAAGCAGCCACGUAUCACGCCGUCAGCCCGUACUGCUGUGUCUUGGCUCCUUCUGUCGACCUCUUGACCCUGACACCUGCACGCCAAGCCCUGCAGGUAGCCUGGAACACUGCAUGGUAUUCUGGGAUGUAUAAUCUCCUGGAGAACCUGCACAAUAAGGCUGAUGAUGGAGACCAAUUUCAUCCCGAUUUAAAACUAUCAGAGUCGCAGCUUGUGUCGCUGCGGGCGGUGCACCUCCCGUUUGCGCUGCAGGACUGCAUCCAGGCCAUCGUCACUGCAGCGGGGCACAGGUCUGUGUCCUCUGCCCUGUCCAGGCUCAGCCUCUACAUGUUGUUUGACAGACURGCUCUUCCUCACGUUCCCACCCACGGCUGCACAGACAUCCUUCAUUCUCUCAGCUGGCAGGCAGCACUGACUAGGUUUCUUCAGGUGCGCCCAGCCUGUGUUGAGGAUGAAAGCUUGCUGGUGGGAAUAGUGACAUUUUUGAAUGCCUACUUCAAACAAAUUCCCACAGAGUUUGCGUGUGAAGCCGAGGACAGGAACCUGCGCUGGAUACUGGAGCUGCUUCUCAACCAGGAGACCGCAGCUCUCCUUCAUUUGCUUCUUGGUGUGGAGACGCAGAGCUCCUCUCAGAGCCCGAGAGAACCAGAGGAACUGAAGAACCAUGUCAGACAGAGACUGCAGAGAGAGCUCACCUGCUKCUUUAACACAUUACUGCACAGACUGUCACUCACCACUGACAGGCUGUGUUUGGCACUAGCAGGCCCCUUUAAGAGCCAGCUGGCAGUCCGCUUGCUUCAGAGCCUGCGGGUGUCGGACGCCCCGCGCUUCUACGGCCUCCCCAGCCUGGAGAGGACCCUGCAGGGCAUGGUGAGCCUGACCGCCCAGCCUGGGUGGAGCUCCCACUGCCCCGACCAGGAGCCCAGCUCCCUCUGCUCCAAGUACCUCAGUGGACUGUUGGAGGUGAUCUCCUCGUUUUACGUGGAGUGGGGAGGUAACUCUUUGUCUUUCAUGGGAAAAGGCGUGACGAAAAACGCUGUCAUCUGCUUGCUGCAUCUGUGCCAUGAGAUGAUGGCUGUAAACAAAGAACAGGAUUUGAUUUCUCAGUGGUCUUUGGGAAACGAGGGAACUACAGAGGAAUCUGGUUCCUCUCAGCUGGGUUUGGCCUGGCUUAUCCCACUGUGGGUGGACCGAGAUCAAGAAGUGAGGUUUGCCAGUUUGAGUUUAGGUGCAGCUCUGACCUGGAUGCCCAGCGGGUGCCAAGCUCUGUGUGCCAGCUGUCAGAACAUCAGCGGAGGUCUGUGGGGCACGUUGCUSAACAUCCUCCUGGAUCAGCAGGAUAGCAGCAUGGUCCGCAGAGAGGCUGCGUUUAUCUUGCAGAACUUGCUGGUGAUGCCUAUGCCUGCCAACGCAGAGGAGGCCAAGGACUCCCACUGGCAGCACCCGUGUGUCCACGAUGAGGUGUCUGGUGUGUCUGUGGUGGGUCUCCCUGCGCUACAAGCUCUGCUUUACCACUGUCAUUAUUUCCAAAAUGUGGCGCUCUCUGCGUCGAAGUGUUACCGCGGCAGAUACACUUUCCUGUUUCAGCCUCGGGCUGCUGGUAGCAGUGGCUCCCCUCUUCAGGAGAGCACUUYGACUGAUUCGGAGAAUUCUUUGUUGUUUUGGAGAUGGGAUCCACCACCCAGCAUCAGCUCUGGACGACCUUCCAGCUCUCUUUCCACCUCCAGCACUGAGAUCAGAGGUUCAGGACCAAACACUCCUAAGGUUUCCUCCCCAUCGAGCAUCACAAAUGAAACUCCAGCUGCCAGCAGACUGAUGGCUCAAGGCCAGAGCGAUAGAGACACAAGCAACUCGCUCACCUCGCAGGACUCCCAGCCAGGCGAGCCCUCAGCCCUGGAACCCAUCAUCAUGGUGACCCCCGACCUCAUGACGGCCCACUGUAACCUGCUGACCAACCUGCUGGCCAUCCUGCCAGAUUUCACCCUCACUGCCGUCCGACACAACCAGCUCCUCCAGGUUCUGGCCAGUCUUGUAAAUAUUGGGCCUAUUGAGAAAUGUCUGACUGAGCUGAGAACACCCAACAUCCUUCCUGGGGAGAAGGAAGACAUAAAGACUCAGCUCGUCACUGCACUUCAGUUCUUGUCCAGCUUUUCCAAACUACUGCAGUCUUGUAUCAUGGCRAACAAAGAGCUGAUUGGACAGAUGGACUUCCUGAAACAGCUGCUGUCUAAUCUCUUGGCUGUUCUCAUGCUGGAUACUAAUGGAUUAGACGCAGGUACCCAGGACGUGGUUCGUGUGAGCUGGACAGACGUGUUUACGCUCCUGGCUACUCUGCUGAAGAGAGACAGCUCAGCAGCGCACCCAUCUGUCUCUGCCGUGUUGGGGAGACGCUGGCGGACAUUUGCAGGAACAAUUUCAGCGUGUUUGAAUGAGAAGUGUGCAGACUCUCUUCUCUACACGGCCGCUCUGCAGUUCCUCUCUACAGUUUUCACAGAGGAGACAAAGUGUCGCAACAAAGAGGUCACGAGCUCAGCAUCCAAACACUGCACGGACCUGUCAGAUACCCUUAAUGGGUCCUCUGCCAGCCAGCUGUGUGAGCUCAUACUGCAGAGCUUCGAGAAGAGGACCCUCCAGGACCCUUUAAAGAAGCUCACAGCUAGAGCUCUGAUGGCGCUGCUCACCUGCAGUCCCACCGCUCAGAACUACGCAGCCAAAGCCGGUUUAAUCGACAGCUGCGUGGAGCAGCUGAGGCAGACCCAUUCGCAGCUCCACCUGGAGUCGGUCCGACCCGACAGGGCUUCUCACCGCAAAAAGGACGGCGGCUAUUUAAAGGAAGUCAAGCUGACUGUGGAGAUCCUGAGGAGCGCUCUUUAUUGCAACGAUGAAUGCAAAGUAGUUGCUGCGGAUGCUCGUCUGACGCUGACGCUUCACGCUCUCUGGCCUUGGCUCUUAUUGGACGACCCCACCAUGGAAGCGGUGCUGGAGCUUCUGUGCGUCUACGUGGCCAACUGCCCACAAGCAUGCAGUUCUCUGUGCAGCAGCAGCCCCAGUGGKGUUCCAGGUUCUAAAGGCUCCUCUAAUAGCUCUCUGAUGCACUCGAUCAUGAAGCUGACCUCGCUCGCCUCCGACAGCAGCCUCAUCCAGAGCCUGGCCUUCUCUCUCCUGGUUAACCUGACAGUGGCGCGCGACUGCAGAUGCCUCCUGCAGAAGAGUAAUUUUCUUCAAGCGUUCCUCUCGGUGCCAGUGCCCAAAGCGGCUGGUGCGAAGGCCGGGUCAGCAGGUGGUGGCGCGAGCCCCCUGUCCCUCUGGCUCAGACUGCUGGUCAGUCUGUCGUCGUCAGAAGACGGCCAGCAGAGUAUCCUUAAGGUGACCGGGGCCUUGGAGCUGCUGGCUGAUUUGGCGCCGGAUCGGCGACACGCGCUGCUCGCCCUUCACAACCUCUGCUUCUGCUCUUCCAACAAAUCACACGUCAUCGCCAGUGACAAAGCCAUGAAAGUUUUGCUGACAUGUCUGGAAAGUAGAGAAAUGGAAACCUGCUGUUUAGGAGCGUCUGCACUGUGGGCGUUGCUUCACAACAAUCAAAGGGCGAAAACGUCCCUGAAGUGUCCUUCGGUUCGGUUGAAAAUCGAGGAGGCGCAUUCCUUCUUCAAAAAAGAUGCAGAGAAGAAUCAGGAACCUCUGAGUGGUCACCUGCUGAAGUGCCUACAGCACCUCUCCCAGCUGCUGAAAAGCUGAAGUUAAUGAAUGUUUUUGUAUAGAUUUGUAUCAUGUUUUAUAUUUAAUAAAGUGAUUUUGUUUGGUUAUUUUUAAUAUUAA
This is a messenger RNA of Austrofundulus limnaeus, 6951 nucleotides long. RefSeq names its product rotatin (gene rttn). The transcript is spliced from 49 exons. Bases 136 to 6870 code for a protein of 2244 amino acids. NCBI's taxonomy places the organism in Eukaryota, Metazoa, Chordata, Actinopteri, Cyprinodontiformes, Rivulidae. The record is from RefSeq and is a predicted model, not a curated record. Gene Ontology annotation, cellular component: centrosome; ciliary basal body; centriole. Gene Ontology annotation, biological process: ciliary basal body organization; centriole replication; centriole-centriole cohesion.